Ectocarpus sp. CCAP 1310/34 is the source of this 2086-nucleotide messenger RNA. NCBI's taxonomy places the organism in Eukaryota, Phaeophyceae, Ectocarpales, Ectocarpaceae. The record is from the annotation of a GenBank genome assembly.
GUGCAAUCACCCCGACGCCCUCUUCUGGCGAUCCAGGGAGGAGAGCGCGCGGGGUGUGUGAGUGAUUUCCGAUAUUUGUUGUCGUUAGCAGCGGUGGCGGGAAGAAGCAUCGCACGAGCUGGGGGUAAAGGAAGAGAGAGGUGACCUCCAGCGAGAGGGAGAGAAAGACUGGAGCUCCCUUCUUUUCCAGCGUGACGGGGUGUGCUCGCGAUUGGCAGCAAGCACACAUACACAUGUCGCCUACGGAUGUCGCCAGGAGCAGUAGUAGCAGUAGCAACACGCAAGAAUCACCAGGAGGAGCAGGUAACACGCUGACGACGCAGGAGGCGCUGCUGCUGCUGCCGGUAGAAGCAGCCCCUGCCGAGUCCAAGCCCCCUGCUGUGGCGGCAGCAGCGCUGCUACGCGAGGACGCGAGCAGCGUGAUCUCCGUUGGCGCCUCCCCUCCCCCAGUUCAGAUCUCGACAGCAUCAGCGGCGGUGGAAAUGCCCCAUCAGGAGCAGGACGGAUGGGGAGAGCCGGGGGCUGCAACAACACGAGGGGGAUCUGCUGGCAACUUGUCUAGCGGGAUAAGCGUUGAGGAGCUCAAGAAGAUGACCGCGCUGCGGAUGGCCAACCACCACCACCAUCACCAUCACCAGCGCCUUCGCGGUGCCAGCAGCCCUUCCGAACAUGAAGGUGCGUAGUAGUAACAAAAAAAUACAAGGUUGUCGGUAAUGAUGGCGAUGAUGUUGUGAUGCUCACGUAAUCCCGCUCUCCUUUUUUUUGCUCUCAGCACACUUUGACUCAAACUUGCGUCGUACCUUCCGUCCGUGCAGCAGUACUUUUUCCGUGUAGGUUUAGAUUGAGAGGUGAGAAUAUUUUGAUUUUUUGAUUUAUUGAUUUUGCCGGAGAGUUUCGCUCCAUCGGGCGUGGUUGAUCGUGUGCAUGCAAUAACACUUCGCGUGCGUGGAAACUACAUUAUUUUCGAGAUAUCCCCUCGCACAGGACGGUAGCAUUAAUAGUCGAACGUGCAAAGAUCCGACAAAGCCACGAGUCCAGGAGGCCUCGCCAUUAGGAUGAGGAGAUGAGGCCGUUUUUUCCAGGGUACACCUCGGGAAUAUUCCCGCCGUUUUUUUCCCGCCGUGGUGGGCGGUCCCGGUACUGGCGGGAAUUACCACCACAUUCGGGUGGUACCGGGAACCGCCGAAGGCGGUACCGCCGAAAAACGAAAAACCGCCGACCGCCUAAAAAAUACCGCCACUUUGCAGUACCGCCGAAAAAGUACCGCCGAAAAAACGAAGUACCGGGAACCGCCUAAAAAGAACCGCCAUAUUGCAGUACCGCCGAAAAAGUACCGCCACUUUGCAGUACCGCCGAAAAAGAAUCGCCGAAAAAAUGAAGUACCGGGAACCGCCAAAAGACAACCGCCAUAUUGCAGUACCGCCGAAAAAAUACCGCCGUACUCCAGUACCGCCAAAACGGUACCGCCAUACUACAGUCUUGCCUUCUAGAGUAGCAUAGGGCACUGUCUUCGACGCCAUUUCGCGCAGAUCAGUGGUUCGAGUCCAACUGGCGUGCGUCUUUGUUCACGUUUUUUCUUUUUUCUUUUUCUCUUUCGUCAUACACGCACUCUUCUCUUUUUGCAUUUUCUUUCUUCUUUAGGUUGCCUUUCGUUUGUCCAUGAACAGCUCGAUUUGACCAUGGGUAUGCAUCGCAUCGUGAAAUCACGAAAUCAUAUGGGAGAUGCAGGCUCUCAAGCGUACAUACAAGAGACAAAAAGCGACCCAUCCUGAAAGAGAGGAAAGAGGUUCGCCGGUUGAUGGGGCGCCAAGGGCACCGAAAUGUAGUUUGGCAUCGCCAUAUUUUAUGUUUUAUAUUUUAUCUUUUGAUAUUCUGGUCUACUCGCAACCCUCGAAGGCGGUGCCGCCAUAUUUCAGUACCGCCACCAAAAAACCGCCAUAUUUGGCAGUACCGGGAACCGCCGGAGACGGUACCGCCAUAUUUCAGUACCGCCAGGAAAAUACCGCCGAAAAAACGAAGUACCGGGAACCGCCAAAAAAAUACCGCCACUUUGCAGUACCGCCAAAAAAGUACCGCCACAUUCGGG